Messenger RNA from Polypterus senegalus (gray bichir), 2319 nucleotides. RefSeq lists its product as uncharacterized. The transcript is spliced from 7 exons. The record is from RefSeq and is a predicted model, not a curated record. Bases 280 to 1740 code for a protein of 486 amino acids. Gene Ontology annotation, cellular component: plasma membrane. Gene Ontology annotation, biological process: phosphatidylinositol phosphate biosynthetic process; protein localization to plasma membrane. Lineage: Eukaryota; Metazoa; Chordata; Cladistia; Polypteriformes; Polypteridae.
GGUGGGCCUGGAAAGCAGGAAGGAGGAGGGGACGUUCUUGGAGAGUCAAUGAGAAGGUUCGGCGCUGCGGACCGAAGAGCUGAUUGUUGUCCUCCGACACGCUCCAGCUGAGCUUUAGGGAGCCGACGGUGCUUCGGCAGCUGCUGCCGCUGUCGCCUUCGUAACCCCCACCACUUAAGCCUGAGGUAGGCUGAAGAACCGACGCCGGAGAUUUGCUGGUGCAGACGCAGCCCGAAGGACUCCUCGUCCAUGACAGGAAGCUAAACGGAGCACUCCAGGAUGAUGCUGGGGUCCGAGCGUGGAGUCGUGGAAGAAUGGCUGUCAGAAUUCAAGGUGUUACCUGAAUCUCAGAUUUCCAGCUAUGCUGCAACGCUUCAUCACAAGAAGUCUCUAGUUCCUGCCCUGUAUAAAAUCAUCCAGGACCCAAAUAGUGAGGUAAGAAUUGGAGGUCCGCUCUGGUGUCGGCUUGACAGGUGCGGAAAAGAAAGUGGAAAACUCAUCUACAAAAAAGUGCCUCGUGUUUCCUUUAUAUCUUCAGUCACUCUAGAUGUGACACGGAGACAUGUCUCCAAAGCAACACGUGCAGCUGAAGCUCCCUACGCCAAGCGUGGCAGCAUGAUUAAAGGUUAUAUGGCAUGUUUCAAGCUAUGGGAUUCUCCUCAGGGAUUGAUAAAGGACCUCAAAUCAACUCAACAUCAAAACUCGCUGCAGAUGCUAUUUUGUUUUGCCCAGAUCUUCCCAGGACGUUACACCUCGUGCUGCUGUCCUGAACUCCCACUCUCAUUCUUACAGGUGGCAAAUGCCAUGAAGAGCUCCCUCCCAGCUGAUGCUCCUGAUGGCUGCCAAGGGAGGAAGGUUCUUCAGGUGGAAGUGACCCCCACCGUGACUCGAAUCUCCCGCACUGCCAUAACUACUGCAUCCAUCCGACGGCACAGAUGGAAGAGGGAAGAUUGCUUUGACUUCUCAAACGAAGCAGACACGAGCAACCCCUGCACCCCGGUCCGUCACACCUUCUUGGAGCCAGCGACCAAUCAAGAGAGAUCGAACGAGGGGCCCGCGGUGCAGCCCGUCAGCCUGCCAGCCACACCAGAGGGUAGGCCAGAGACGAGGCGGCAGAGGACAGUGAGGGAGCUACAAGAUGGGCCACAGACCCCCAGCAGAGACCCGAUCCACUCUAAUGCAGAAGGCAUGAGUGGAGAGGGGUCAGUCGCCCUGAAUGACCCUGACGAGGGAUUUUCGUCCGGAGCCUCUAACAACAGCCAACUUAGUAGUGCCCGGCCGCCCGGCUCUUCACAGAAGGGAAGCAUGAAAAAGGUUUCUGUGGGUCGCAGUGCCAAAGAGAAGGAGCUUCUUUAUGCCCCAGUGUCCCCCAAGCUCAGUGACCCGUCCAUGGAGGCCCUCCCGGUCCCUCCCCCCAUGUCCAGCAUCUCCUUAGAAGCGAUUGAGUUGUCGCCGAUGAAGAAACACCUCAGUUUACCAGCCAGCCAGACCCUCAUCAGGACUGCCAGCGCCACUUCGAGCAAAUCCUUUGACUACAUGAAUGGCAGCCAGAGUGGCGGCGACAACGAGGGCAUCACCAACCUGACAGCCAGCAGCACUCAUCGGUAUUCCACCAUCAGCCUGCAGGAGGAUCGACUAGUCAGGGCUGGUGAGGGCAAGGAUGUGCUGUCCGCCGGGGCGCCCUUAACGAAGCAGUCUCGCUCCCCAAGUUUCAAUAUGCAAAUCAUAUCCCAGGUGUGAUGCGCCGGGGUGAGCGAGAAGGUGGUCCGCCGACCGGAACAGCUCUGCUGUGGACAUGGUGCUCGCUGCCCACUCUCCACUUUCCACUCCCCCCUGUCCCACCUACCCACCCACCCACUCAGAAGGAGUUCACACAGAAGGUACUCGGACUUUGGCGGCUAGAAACUCUUAAGGGAGAAGAAGGUGCCAAGAUGGCUGGUUGUGGAUGAGAGCCGGCAGCAGUCAGGGAGCUGCUCAUUCUCGGGUCUUGUGCCGUCUUGUGUCGGAGUCGCCUUUUUGUGUUUGGACUAAGCAGUACAUUCUCUAUGUAUUGUGUGGGCACCAGAGCUCUCCUGUAACCCAUAGUCGUGGAAAACGUGAUUGUUGUGGGUCUGAUGUGAUCUUAUCCCAAGAAUCAUAGAGCACGCGUGUGUCACGCACACAUACUGCAUAUUGUGUGGAAUCAGCAAUAAGACAGCCGUCGUACACUAAGGCCGUGUGAUUUGCUCAUGGAGCCGCUGUACAAAUGUCACUUUGAAUUCCGGCUUUUUCUUUAGGGUGAUGUGCAAUCAGUUUCUAUUGGUCUCUUUGAUUUUUUUU